AUGGCUAGUCCUUCAAGGCCAAAUAUCAUCUUCAUCCUGGCUGAUGACCAUGCUAGCAAGGCCAUCAGCGCGUACAACACCGGCAUCAAUUCCACGCCCAACAUCGACCGCCUGGCCACCGAGAGCAUGAAGUUCAACCACUGCUAUGUGACCAAUUCCAUUUGUACACCGUCUCGUGCAGUGAUAUUGACAAAUACCCGCAACCACGUCAAUGGCGUGAUGACGCUCGACGGAAAGAUCAAUAAGCACCUACCAAACGUUGCAAAGGCGCUACGCUCGGGAGGGUAUGCAACCGGUAUGGUCGGGAAAUGGCAUCUUGGCGAAGGCCACGCCCACGAACCUACAGGCUUCGACUACUGGUCGAUUCUCCCCGGUCAAGGCGACUACUGGGACCCCAAGUUCAUCGAGUCGUCGGGGACGCAUCCUGAGAAGGGAUAUGUCACCGAUAUCAUCACGGACAAGUCACUAAAAUGGAUCGACUCGAUUCUGGAACGGCUUGCACCAUCAAAUGAUGAAAAGCAGCCCUUUUUCCUCAUGUCCCACCACAAAGCACCUCAUCGCUCGUGGGAAUGCCAUGACCGACACAAAUACCUGUACUCGGAACCAAUUCGUGUGCCCGAGACCUUUGGAGACGACUACCGAAACCGUGCAAAGGCGGCCAAGGUGGCCAAAAUGCGCGUGGCCGAAGAUUUGACAUACCAGGACCUGGGGCUGGUGCAGCCCGAUGGCAGCGACAGUGUGGGACAGCGUGUCCAUCAAGAGGGUAGCAAUGUGCAGCGAAAGGUGCCCGCGCCGGACGAUGUCUCGUCGAUGCGACUGACCGACAAGGAUACAGGCCAAGUCUUCACAUUCAGGACGCCUGGCGAGCUGGCUGAAUUCAAGCUUCAGCGGUACAUGCAAAGGUAUCUGCGAACCAUCCAAUCGAUCGACGACGGUGUGGGCACGAUGCUUUCGUACUUUGAGGAGAAGGAGUUGCGCUUCAUGUACGAGGAGAGCUUCCAGAUGCCAUUCCUGAUCCGCUACCCAGCCCUCAUAGCACCAGGUACAGUCUGCUAUAGCAUCGUGUGCAAUGUCGACUUUGCACCAACAUUCCUCAGCCUGGCCGGAGGGCUCCGUAUCCCAACAUACAUGCAGGGAGUGUCGUCUCUGCCGCUUCUCAGGAGCAGAGGAGAGGCGCCGCGGGACUGGCAGCAGGUGGCAUACCACCGGUAUUGGAUGAGCAACGACGAGAUCCACAACGCAAUGGCGCACUACGGCGUGCGUGACCAGCGGUACAAGUUGAUAUACUGGUACAACGAUGACCUCGGUGUUGAGGGUGCUCGUCCAGCAACAACAGUCACCGACAAGGAGUGGGAGCUGUUUGACUGCGAUGAAGAUCCACUGGAGCUGUUUAAUGUGUAUUUCGAGGCGAAGUGUCAGGAUGUAGUGCGGCACAUGACAAGGCUCCUAGAGGACAAGAUGGAGGAGAUCGGGGAUGACCCGGUGCACCGCAAGACGGAAGGUGCUGCCAAGGGGAGAUGGAGAUUGUAG
This is a messenger RNA of Talaromyces rugulosus, 1530 nucleotides long. RefSeq lists its product as uncharacterized. The record is from RefSeq and is a predicted model, not a curated record. Bases 1 to 1530 code for a protein of 509 amino acids. The transcript is spliced from 3 exons. NCBI's taxonomy places the organism in Eukaryota, Fungi, Ascomycota, Eurotiomycetes, Eurotiales, Trichocomaceae.